AUUCUCACCAAUAUUAUUUCCCCUAUAAAAAUAAACCCCUCAAACAAUGAACCCUCAUUCAUAAUAUUCUCACACACCACCAGCCGCCCAACUCUCUCAACCACAUUCAUCAUAAUGGAUCAGCUGAACAUUGAUCUGAGCCAGCAACUGGUGGGCACAAAGAGGCCGAAGACGAAGAUCGUGUGCACUUUGGGACCGGCUUCUCGGUCGGUUCCGAUGGUGGAGAAGCUGUUGAAAGCGGGUAUGAAUGUUGCUCGGUUCAACUUCUCUCAUGGGUCGUUCGAGUAUCAUCAGGAGACGCUUGAUAAUCUCCGGACUGCUAUGGUUAAUACUGGGAUUAUGUGUGCUGUUAUGCUUGACACCAAAGGUCCAGAGAUUCGAACCGGGUUUCUGAAAGACGGCAAGCCGGUCCAACUAAAACAAGGCGAAGAAAUCACCAUCUCAACCGAUUACACAAUCAAAGGUGACGACAAGAUGAUCUGUAUGAGCUACAAGAAAUUAGCCCAUGACGUAAAACCAAACAGUGUCAUCCUCUGUUCAGACGGGACCAUCUCUUUUACUGUCCUGUCUUGUGACACUAAAAACGGCCUGGUUCGUUGUCGCUGUGAGAACACUGCGGUUCUUGGUGAACGGAAAAACGUUAAUCUUCCGGGAGUGAUUGUCGAUCUCCCGACAUUGACUGAGAAAGACAAAGAAGAUAUCAUGAAAUGGGGUGUUCCUAAUAAGAUUGAUAUGAUUGCUUUGUCUUUUGUUAGAAAAGGUUCGGAUCUUGUUGAGGUUCGCAAGUUGUUGGGGGAACAUGCCAAGAACAUCCUUCUCAUGUCUAAGGUUGAGAAUCAAGAAGGGGUUGCGAAUUUCGAUGAAAUCCUGGCGAAUUCCGACGCGUUUAUGGUGGCGCGAGGCGACCUCGGGAUGGAAAUCCCGAUCGAGAAAAUAUUUCUAGCUCAAAAAGUAAUGAUAUAUAAGUGCAACAUACAAGGAAAGCCGGUCGUAACCGCCACUCAAAUGCUAGAGUCCAUGAUCAAGUCUCCAAGACCAACUCGAGCGGAAGCCACAGACGUUGCCAACGCGGUUCUCGAUGGCACCGACUGUGUCAUGCUCAGUGGAGAAACCGCAGCCGGGGCAUACCCAGAGCUCGCGGUCCAAACCAUGGCUAAGAUAUGCAUAGAAGCCGAAAACACAAUAGAUUAUAAAGCUGUGUUCAAGAGGAUCAUAACAAAUGUGCCGGUGCCGAUGAGUCCCUUGGAAAGCUUAGCCUCAUCUGCGGUUCGCACCGCGAUCUCAUCAAAAGCGAGUCUGAUACUGGUCCUGACCCGAGGUGGAAGCACUGCAAAACUAGUGGCUAAGUACCGGCCCGGGAUGCCGAUACUGUCUGUUGUGAUUCCGGAAAUCAAGACGGAUACAUUUGAUUGGUCGUGCAGUGACGAGUCACCGGCUCGGCAUAGUCUGAUAUAUAGGGGGUUGGUCCCGGUUUUGAUUGCGGGGUCGGCUAGAGCGUCUCAUGAUGAGUCUACUGAAGAAGCGAUUGAGUUUGCGCUGGAGCAUGCUAAAGAGAAAGGACUGUGCAAGAAUGGUGAUGCUGUUGUAGCUCUGCAUCGUGUGGGAACUGCAUCUAUAGUGAAGAUUGUGACAGUUAAGUAAGAGAUACUUAUUAUUUUUUUCUAGAUUUUUGGCACUGCUGAAGGCAAUGUUGGUUGAGUUUUGAACACUGGAAUUCAAAUAUAUUACCUACUUAUAAUAUAAUGAAGAGAUAUAUUGAAUUUUAUUCAA
Messenger RNA from Helianthus annuus (common sunflower), 1770 nucleotides. RefSeq names its product pyruvate kinase, cytosolic isozyme. NCBI's taxonomy places the organism in Eukaryota, Viridiplantae, Streptophyta, Magnoliopsida, Asterales, Asteraceae. The coding region runs from base 115 to 1641 and encodes 508 amino acids. Gene Ontology annotation, cellular component: cytoplasm. Gene Ontology annotation, biological process: glycolytic process. The record is from RefSeq and is a predicted model, not a curated record. The transcript is spliced from 3 exons. Gene Ontology annotation, molecular function: pyruvate kinase activity; potassium ion binding; magnesium ion binding.